GAGCGGGGGGCUCUUGUCUGCAAAGCCAAGCCGGAGGCGAGAAGAGCGAGGCGGGCACCGAACUGCCCCCGGUGCAAGAGCAGUUGCCCACGGUGCGGGGACCAGGCGCGGCCCCGCUCCGAUCCGGAUUCCCCGGCAGCGCAACUUUUCUCCGAAGCCGCCCCCCCGAGCUCGGCUCUGUUGCUUUCUGCCUGCGGCUCCCCCCCAUGCGCCGGGUGCAACUUUCCCCGCCGAGCCUUUGAAGGGCACAACCAACUCGAUCUCUUUAGUAACCCGGCCCCGUCCCAGCUCCCGCCGGAGGCGAGCGAGCGGCUCCCCGCUUUGCAGGCGGGCUGCGCCGGGGAGACCCCGGGCCCCUCGGGCGGGCGCAGCCGAGCCCCCGCCGGGCAGGGCCAGCCCCGCGCCGCCGGUGCAUGGACUGAGAUGGCCUCGGAGCUGGCCAUGAGCGGCGAGCUGCCCACCAGCCCGCUGGCCAUCGAGUACGUCAACGACUUCGACCUGAUGAAGUUCGAGGUGAAGAAGGAGCCGCCCGAGGCCGAGCGCUUCUGCCACCGCCUGCCCGCGGGCUCGCUCUCCUCCACCCCGCUCAGCACCCCCUGCUCCUCGGUGCCUUCCUCGCCCAGCUUCUGCGCGCCCAGCCCCGGCGGGCAGCCGGGCCCCGGAGCCGCCCCGCACCCGGGCAGCGCCGGCAAGGCGCCGCUGGAGGAUCUCUACUGGAUGUCGGGCUACCAGCACCCGCUCAACCCGGAGGCGCUGAACCUCACCCCGGAGGACGCGGUGGAGGCGCUGAUCGGCAACCCGCACCCGCUGCACGGCUACGAGGGCUUCCGCGGCCAGGGCUUCCCCGGCGAGGAGGCGGCCCCGGCCGGGCACCACCACCACCACCACCCGCACCACCACCACCACCACGCGGCGCACCCGCACCACCCGCACGCGGCGCACCCGCACCACCACCUGCGGCUGGAGGAGCGCUUCUCGGACGAGCAGCUGGUCAGCAUGUCGGUGCGGGAGCUGAACCGCCAGCUGCGGGGCUUCAGCAAGGAGGAGGUGAUCCGCCUCAAGCAGAAGCGGCGCACGCUGAAGAACCGGGGCUACGCCCAGUCCUGCCGCUACAAGCGGGUCCAGCAGCGGCACAUCCUGGAGAACGAGAAGUGCCAGCUGCAGGGCCAGGUGGAGCAGCUCAAGCAGGAGGUGUCCCGGCUGGCCAAGGAGCGGGACCUGUACAAAGAGAAGUACGAGAAGCUGGCCGGCCGCGGCUUCCCCCGGGAGCCGCCCCCCCAGGCCGCCCCCAAAGCCUCGGCCGAGUUCUUCAUGUGAACGGGGAACGGGGGGGUCCUCGCCCUCCCCAGCUCCCCCCGGGACUCGCCCGCCGUGUACAUAGAGGGGCUGGCGGCUGUACAUAGACUCGUGUUUGUGUGUGUGUCUCCGGGCUGCCCACAAACUCCCCAAGCAGGCGCGCACCCCGUGCAGGGCCAGGUCCCCCCCGCUUGCGUCUCCUUCCCUCUCCGCCGGGGCUGCCCACCAACGCCUCCGUGCCAGCCGGAGCCCCGGGGUCCUGCCCCUUGCAAGAGCCCCGCGACUUCCCCCAGCGCAUCCUCCGGCAGUUGUGCGUCUCUAGGCAAAGAGCGAGCCCGAGCUGGGACUUGAACCCCAGCAAGGUGCGAGCCGCCUCCAAACACCGUCACACGCUCACUCCUGAGUCUUAAAACAUUGUGAUCCCGAAAACUUUAAAAAAAAAAAAAAACAACCCCCCCCACCAGACAAAGCUUUGGCUGGUGGGAAAGACAAACUGAACUUUCAAAGACUUGAAGCAAUAGGGGAAAAAAUGAGCAAACCUCUGAAUUUUUUUUUUUCUCCUGGAAAACUGGGUAACCAACCAAAAUCGUUUGGGGAGAAAAAGUGCAUCAUAAUGAAAUCCUCCUAUAUCCUCUUCUUAAUAAUCGUACUCCUUCAUAAAGCAGCAUCCAAGGAACUCUGCAACUUAGCUGUGGUUCUUAGAAGACUUUUUAAGCAAUCCUGCAUGCAGGACAUGUAUGGUAUUUCAAUAAUCUCCCCUUCUUUUCUACUAGAACAGAUGAAGAAAACGCAUGAUCCAGUUUUUUUUUUCUUGGUAAUAUUUUUGUUUGUUUUUUUCCCAACGGUCAGUUUUUAGUUUGCAGCACUCUUUUUGGGUGCAUCUUAAAUAACAAAUAGUCUUAACAUGUUUGCAAAGUGAUGUUUUCUCUCUCAGUGGAACAGUGCAGCAAAACACUCACAAAAGGGACUGGAAUAUAUAUCUUGGGACUUCAGACUCCAAAAAAGAGUUGAGUUUACCUGCUUUUUAUCUCCUUCCUUUUCUUACUAAUAAUUCUUGUUGUUGUUUUAAAAAGGAAACCUGAGCCAGACGUAACUUAUUUAAAGGUGUCCACUUGUACAUAUGUAGAAUUUAGUUAGUUUUUUGCCCCCUUUUUUUUUUCUGAGCCUAUAUUUUGCUUGGUGAUUUAAGAAAAAAAAAGCUUAAAAAAAAUCACAAGUCUUAAUGAAAGUUUGUAUGUAAUAGCAUGCAAAUAAUAUAAGAAUUAAUUAAUUUAAUUAUGUUGAAAAAGCCGAAUGCACUAUAUACAGGAAUCAAUUGGAUUAAAUAAUGCUGUUUUAUAGAGAUUUAAAAUUAUCUAUGCUGUUAAAAAUAUUGGAAAAAAGUUAACAUUCUAAGAUGACCUGAAAGGCAAUAUAGUAAUAUAUGGACUGCAAUCAGUUGGCUGCUAUAUCACUAUGCACCAGAUUUAUUUAUUAACCCCUGGGAAACAAUAUUAUUUUAACCUUGAUGAUUUUAAAAAAGAAAAGAAAAUGCACAUGGCUUUUCUUUUUUUGCAAGAAAUAAUCUUGCAAUUACGCUUUGUGUGAAAGUAAAAAAAAAAAAUGCAUAGCAGUUAGGGUUUUUAACAAGUUACUUAUUUUAAAAAAGGAACUCUUAGGGAAAACUGUAAAAGUCUUAAAAACAAACAAACCACGUGUGAACUUUGGCAACUGGUGCAUUUUAGGUGCUGCUUGUGCAAAGCAUUUUAAAUAACCAGUUUGUUUCAAUUUCUGAUGGUUUUAACUGUGUUGCAUCAAGAUAGAACUUGUAUUCAUCUAGAGCUUCAGUUAAGUCUUUUUAUAUAAACUGCUGUUGAGCCUUGUGGGCUAUUGCAACCUCAAAAACACCUAUAUCUUUUUUUUGUUUGUUCUUUGAAUUGUUUCCUUUGUGUUCAGGCAUCAAUGCAAAAAUUCAUUUUAGCUUUCAUUUGCUACGGACGAACGAAAAAUAAAUCUCUUU
Molecule: messenger RNA, 3295 nt
Organism: Trachemys scripta elegans
Lineage: Eukaryota; Metazoa; Chordata; Testudines; Emydidae
Gene: MAFA
Product: MAF bZIP transcription factor A
Exons: 1
Coding region: 424-1317 (297 amino acids)
Biological process (GO): regulation of transcription by RNA polymerase II; retinal rod cell development
Cellular component (GO): nucleus
Molecular function (GO): RNA polymerase II cis-regulatory region sequence-specific DNA binding; DNA-binding transcription factor activity, RNA polymerase II-specific
Source: RefSeq, a predicted model, not a curated record